Molecule: messenger RNA, 2031 nt
Organism: Ricinus communis (castor bean)
Lineage: Eukaryota; Viridiplantae; Streptophyta; Magnoliopsida; Malpighiales; Euphorbiaceae
Product: NADPH:adrenodoxin oxidoreductase, mitochondrial
Exons: 15
Coding region: 159-1637 (492 amino acids)
Molecular function (GO): oxidoreductase activity
Source: RefSeq, a predicted model, not a curated record
UAGUCCCAUUUUAUUAUGACUAUUGAGUUUGGUUGGAAAGAAUUUAAAACCAUUGGUUGGAAAGAGAUUAAUCACUUUGGUUGCUUAGAUGCUCUCUUUCUUCCAAUAUAAUUUUUGAAUUUCCAUUGUCUGUGUUGAGUUCGAUUCAGAAAAGGAAAAUGCAAGAAGAAGAAGAAGAAAUGAUGUAUAAAGCGAUGAAAUGGUUAUCAAGAAGGUUCUCGAAUCUUACUUCUCAUCCUCUACGUGUGUGUGUAGUUGGCAGUGGACCAGCUGGUUUCUACACUGCUGAAAAGAUGCUUAAGGCGCAUCGGGAAGCGGAAAUUGAUAUCAUUGAUCGGUUGCCAACUCCUUUUGGAUUAGUACGCUCCGGCGUUGCUCCUGAUCAUCCUGAAACUAAGAUUGUGAUAAACCAGUUUUCAAGGCUUGUGCAAAAUGAAAGGUGCUCGUUCUUUGGAAAUGUCACCCUUGGCUCAUCCAUUUCACUUGCUGAGCUUCGUGACCUGUAUCAUGUGGUUGUGCUUGCAUAUGGUGCUGAAAGUGAUAGAGCUCUUGGUAUUCCAGGCGAAGAUUUGUUGGGGAUACACUCAGCUAGAGAAUUCGUUUGGUGGUACAAUGGGCACCCAGAUUGUAAAAACCUGAAUCCUGAUUUGAAGGGCACUGAUACAGCUGUUAUUCUAGGCCAAGGAAACGUGGCUCUUGAUGCCACUCGUAUCCUUUUACGGCCAACUGCAGAAUUGGCAAGAACUGAUAUUGCUUGCCAUGCUUUGGCUGCUUUGGAGCAAAGCUGUAUAAGGAAGGUGUAUUUAGUUGGAAGACGUGGACCAGUCCAAGCAGCUUGUACUGCUAAAGAGCUGCGCGAAGUUCUUGGCAUUAAAGAUCUAUUUAUUCACAUUAAGGAGGCCGAUUUACUUAAAAGCUCUGAUGAUGAGGAAGAACUGAAAGGAAGUCGAAUCCAAAGGAGGAUUUAUGAUUUGCUCUCUAAGGCUGCCGCCUCAGGACCUUCCCAUCCCAGUUCAGGUCAGCGAGAACUUCACUUUGUUUUCUUUCGGAAACCUGAUAGGUUUCUAGAUUCAGAGGUGAGAAUUGGCCAUGUUGCUGGUGUUCACUUUGAGAAGACUGUUCUCAAAGGUAUCAGCCCCGGAAAACAGGUUGCUGUAGGCACUGGAAAAUUUGAGGACCUUGACUGUGGGAUGGUGUUAAAAAGCGUUGGUUAUAAAUCAGUACCAGUUGAUGGUUUACCCUUUGACCAUCAGAAAGGUGUGGUUCCUAAUGUCGGUGGUCGAGUUCUUACUGAAGCUUCAGGAGAUUCAAAACUGCUUGAAAAGGGCUUGUAUGUAUGUGGGUGGUUGAAAAGAGGACCAACUGGGAUUAUCGCUACAAAUCUCUACUGUGCUGAAGAAACUGUUGCAAGCAUAUUGCAAGACCUUGAACAAGGAGCGCUUGCAGCUGCGACAAGUUUGCCAAAGCCUGGAAAAGAGGGACUCCGCCAGUUGCUUGGUGAUAGAAAUGUUAGAGUGGUACCAUUUAGUAGUUGGGAAAAAAUUGAUUCUGAAGAGAAGAGGCUCGGGAGUUCUAGAAACAAACCUAGAGAAAAAUUAACCUCAUGGGAGGACUUGCUGAAAGUUGCCACAGAAUGACACUCCGGAGCUCUCAAAGCCAGUUUCUCAAUUUAUGUUUGUAACGUUGAAAGUUCUUCUGUUGCUAAAUGGAAAGAAUAAAGGAGGAUUCAUUAAGUCCACUUCAGGGGCCUUCAAAUUAAGAGGAACCUGAAAGUUGAGCUGGAGAAGCAAGUGGAAGUGCGAUAAAAUCUUCAGGUUGUUUACUGGAUACACAGUUCGACUUCCAACUGCCAAUCAGGUCUGAUUUAGUUGGUAUCUUUACACCUGUUAUGGGUGUUUUUGAGUUUUCCUCUCUAGAUGUUGGUGCAAUUGCCUGUAAGAAAUGAAAAGGUACUAUUAAUGGUCUUGAAUCACUCUUUAAACUCAUGAGGUUUUAUAAAUGAGAAGACUAGCCUAUCAUGCUUGCUUGCUU